Messenger RNA from Botrytis cinerea B05.10, 2696 nucleotides. RefSeq names its product Bctif3 (gene Bctif3). Gene Ontology annotation, molecular function: RNA binding. The transcript is spliced from 7 exons. The record is from RefSeq and is a predicted model, not a curated record. The coding region runs from base 186 to 1913 and encodes 575 amino acids. Lineage: Eukaryota; Fungi; Ascomycota; Leotiomycetes; Helotiales; Sclerotiniaceae.
GAAGAACCUCGACCUCUUCCUACCGAUACACAAAAAGAUAUUCGACGAGCCUCGAAUAUCCCAAGGACUACCUAAAACCCAAGUACAUACGAUCGAUUGAAGGGACUUCGUAGUACCUUCAAUACUCUGUCUCGGACAACGCGCAAACACUUUUGCGCAGCGUCCUAAGAAAAAAAACCGCAAUCAUGGCUCCUAAGAAGAAGGAACAGCAGAAGAUGUCCCUCGGGACCUUCUUGGCUGACGAGAAGUUGGGAUCAUGGGCCGAUGAGAUGGAGGAUAUGCCAGUUUCCGACUCACGCCCUUCUGGAUAUGGUGGAAGUAGCAACGAGAGACGUACCUAUAGCUCUACUACUGGUACUUAUGGCAACAAUGCUGGAGGUUAUUCCGUUCGCGAGGAACUCCCUCUUCCAGAUAAGCCACCCUACACUGUUCAUCUUGGAAACCUUUCAUUCGAUGCCACUGUCGGCGAUGUUAACGAAUUUUUCGUCGGCUGCGAAUGUAUCAACGUUCGCAUCAUUGAGGACAAGAUGGAGAUGAAGCCCAAGGGAUUCGGAUAUGCAGAAUUUGGCUCUUUGGAAGGUCUCAAGUCCGCCUUGACUUUGAACCAAACCCAGUUCCAAGGACGUAACAUUAGAAUCAGUGUUGCUGAUCCUCCGAAGGAUCGUGGUGACCGUCCAGAUGUACGAGAGCUCGGAGACUGGAGUAGAAAGGGGCCCCUACCUGAUUUACCGGGCCGUGGAGGAGAACGUCGUCCUUCGGACCGAGGAUACCAAUCUAGCCGUUUUGGCGAGGAAGGUGGCGAGCGUAGAGCCCCCCGUGAGCCCGAAAGCGAUGGCAAGGUUCGAGACUUUGGAAACUGGGAACGAAAGGGUCCACUCUCACCCCUCGCCCAACAAGAGCGGGCCCCAAGAGAAGGUGGCCGACCACGAACAAACGAUGGACCAAGAGCCGAAGGUUUCAGAGACCGCAAAGCUUCACCAGCUGCUUGGGGUGAAGGUAGAUCUCAAGGUCAAGGCUCUGGCUCGCAAGAAGGAUCGAGACCACCCAGACGUGAGUUUCAAGAGCGACCUGUCGCCGAGCGCGCGCCCACCGCCGCCGAUCAAGACAACCAAUGGCGUAGCAAAAUGCGACCUGACCCACCAGCUGCACCAGCUGCAAAGUCACCUGUUCUAUCUCGUGAAGGGAGCGAGGCCCCAGCUUCUCCAGCCCUCCCAUCUGCCCCAGCUGGUGGUAGACCAAGAUUGAACCUUGCAAAGCGCACCGUUUCCGAGGCCCCUGCUGACUCGUCCUCGUCAUCUGCCGCAGGUGAUGCGAAGGCAAGUCCAUUUGGAGCAGCUCGUCCAAUCGAUACUGCCGCCAAGGAGAAGGAAAUUGAGGAAAAGCGACAACAAGCCAUCAGAGAGAAGAAGGAUGCUGAUGAAAAGGCCAAGCAGGAGAGAGAGGCUGCAAAGGCUAAGGAGACUGAGGAUAACGAGAAGAAAGUUGAGACCCUACAACAUGAAGGCGAGGAAGCAACAAAGGAAGGAGAGACAAUUGAAACCGAGAAUGCAAACGGCGAGAUUGUUGACGAUAAAGCAGUCAAACCAAAAGAGAUUGUUAGGGAUGCCAAACCAAAACCAUCUGACACUGGAGCCUGGAGACGCCCAUCUGGACCUAAACCACCCAGGGAUGACAUCCCAAGAGGACCCAAGGGUAGAGGUGAUUAUGCACCAAGAGGCCCAAGACACAAUGAUGGAGGAAGGAACCAAAGACAAAAUCAAAAUGGUGGUGGACAAAAUGCGAAUGCACCAACCCAAAACCCUGCUGCUACAACCGAAACUGCAGUCAUGGAAGAGGAUGGCUGGAGCACAGUAUCUAAACCCAAGAAAAAUAACCGUGGUGGUAACGCAGGCCAACGUGCUAUUGCUUCUUAGAUAACAGAUUUUGAGAGGCGUCAUGUUUUCAAAACAUUGACAAACCGGGCGAGCAUUCUCAUUCUCGGUGCACCGAGCAUAGUUUCAUGACUUCACUGCUCCUACAUGGCAAAAAGAUUAAUUUUCUGAUGUUCAAUUCUCAAAACGAUUUCCUUCGGCGUUGGAUUCACAUAAAUCUUUGUGCCUAGAUUUUCAUUAUGCCCAUGUUUAGCCUCACUGGCCCAGAACAACAUCACAGACCUACAACACACACAAAGCUUUUCUGGAAUUUACUCUACUUUGCUAUACUAGUAAAAUCUAGAUUGAAUAUGGGCGGUCUCUACACCAAUGUUAUCUACCUCUUUGGGCGCAUGGUGUUAUUGACUGACAUGUUAGACUAUCUGUCAUACCAUACACUUGGGUCUGUUUGGGUCUGUUGUGUGUUAUUUCACUGGCCUGCUCUCCUGUUUUCCAAAAAGUAAGCUUGGGCAUACAAAAGUUAUCUAUCUUUGAGGAAUAAUGAAUGAUCCUCACUCUCACAGUCUCCACGUUUGUUUAUACAGCCAAUUACAUGCUACCAUCCUAUUAUAUGUUGACUGCGAUUAUGGAUCCAUAUCUCUCCAGAGCCCCAUCAGUAAAAAGAAGAACUUGAAUGAUAACGUGAUAUGAAAUGGGCAUGAUUCCAAAACGAUAGAGGUUUUCCUUUGUGUUUUUUCGUUCAUGGUUGUAUCUGUGUUUGCACCUUUGAGAUUAUUUUUGUACAUUACUAGGGAACGAAAUGAGAAAAGAUGUUUACCAAAGUCA